Messenger RNA from Merops nubicus (carmine bee-eater), 1509 nucleotides. It is a transcript of the gene TRAF1, whose product is annotated as TNF receptor-associated factor 1. The record is from RefSeq and is a predicted model, not a curated record. NCBI's taxonomy places the organism in Eukaryota, Metazoa, Chordata, Aves, Coraciiformes, Meropidae. Gene Ontology annotation, cellular component: plasma membrane signaling receptor complex; cytoplasmic side of plasma membrane. Gene Ontology annotation, molecular function: tumor necrosis factor receptor binding; zinc ion binding; ubiquitin protein ligase binding. The coding region runs from base 1 to 1509 and encodes 502 amino acids. Gene Ontology annotation, biological process: positive regulation of JNK cascade; tumor necrosis factor-mediated signaling pathway; regulation of canonical NF-kappaB signal transduction. The transcript is spliced from 8 exons.
AUGGCUGAGAAAACAACCGGAGGCCCGCAGGACGUCCCCGGCUCUUCUCCUGAUGAAAACGAAUUUCCUUUUGGAUAUCCCACGAGCAUCUGUGAGGAUGUGCCUGAUCAGAAGUACCUGUGCAGCAACUGCAAUAACGUUCUGAAGAAGGCCCUGCAGACGCUCUGUGGGCAUAGGUACUGCUCAGCCUGCCUCUCCUGGAUUGUGCGAAACAAUACAAAUGCAAUUUGCCAGAAAUGUAAAGAGGAAGAUCCCAGCACUUUAAGUGAGGGAAGCCUGUUGGCAGAAGAAAGGGCUUUUGGUGAUGCUGCCAUUAAUAAAGAGAUUUCUGAACUCAGAGUACACUGUGUGACCCUGGGAUGCAGUUGGUCUGGUAUCAUGAAAAAUUUUGAAGAGCAUCAGAGCUUAUGUGAAUAUGCUUUAAUCCCUUGUCACACUGGCUGUGGACACAUGGUGAUGAGAAAGAAGCUUGCAGAUCAUUUGGAAAAUGGAUGUGUUAAUAAUGUGACAACGUGUCAGAAGUGUAAGAGGAGCUUAUCCAGUAGUGAAUACCAAGGGAGCAAAGGGAAGAUAAAGGAGCAUGAAAAAACAGCAGUUGGGGCCCACAUGCUACUUCUGCUGCAGCACAUAAAGCAGCUGAAGGCAAGUUUGUGCACUGCUGCCAAAGCUGCAAAUGGCUUCAUCCCACAGGCAGAGCUGAACGUGAAUGGUGCAGGAAAAAGCAUCUCUGACCUGCAGGUCCCAGCAGGGCUGGAAAUCAACGGGGAUGUGGAAAUAGACUGUUUUCCUGGAUCUUCUGUUUCUGAAGAUGAAUCUGUUCUGCAACAACUUGUGAGGGAAAAAGUGAUUUCUGAGCUAGAAAAUAAGCUACAUGUGUUUGAGAAUAUUGUGGCAGUGCUCAAUAAAGAGGUGGAGACCUCCCACUUGGAAAUUACAGCCUUACGGAGACAGAGUGAGCUUGAUCAAAAUAUAAUACGAGGCCUUGAACUGAAGAUUGCAGAGUUGCACCGCUGCCUCAUGCAGAAGGACGCAGGCCUGAGCAGUCUCCACAAGAGCCUUCUGUUUUCUGAGCAAGCUUCCUAUGAUGGGGUCUUUCUGUGGAAAAUAACAGAUGUUGGCAGGAAGCUACAGGACUCUGUGACUGGAAGAACAGUCAGUUUGUAUUCACCAGCUUUCUACACUGCAAAGUAUGGCUACAAGGUCUGCCUGAGGGUCUAUCUGAACGGGGAUGGGACAGGAAAAGGAACCCACCUGUCCCUGUUCUUUGUGGUCAUGAAAGGGGAUUACGAUGCUUUGCUCCCGUGGCCUUUCAGACACAAGGUGACAUUUAUGCUGCUUGACCAAAACAACAGGGAACACGUUAUCGACGCCUUUCGCCCCGACUUGAUGUCUGCCUCCUUCCAGAGGCCAGUGAACGACAUGAACGUGGCAAGUGGCUGCCCCAUGUUCCUCCCCCUGGCCAAGCUACAGUCACCCAAACACGCCUAUGUGAAAGAGGACACGCUCUAA